This is a messenger RNA of Strongylus vulgaris, 435 nucleotides long. NCBI's taxonomy places the organism in Eukaryota, Metazoa, Nematoda, Chromadorea, Rhabditida, Strongylidae. The record is from the annotation of a GenBank genome assembly.
AUGGGGUAUGUGCAUCGGUGGAUUGUUUCGCUUGUCGUGAAGUUUGUGAAUAUUCAGGGCUCUUAUGAAUGGCCGAUUGAGACUCAAGGCUAUAUUGUUGGAGCUACGUUCUUAGCCGAUCUGCGUCUUGUUCCAGGGGGCAUGCUUUCCACUCUACCCAGCGGACUAGCAAUUGACCGAUACAGCAUCAGGCACCUUUUGCUGGUUUCCGUACUUUUACUUUCUUCUGCUAGUGUUCUCAUGCCUUUAUCCGCCGAAUUAAUAGGACCAUAUGGAGCUAUGGCAUUAAGAUUUGUAAUGGGAGUUGGAGAGGGUGUGAUGAUUCCGGGCAUAAAUGGCAUGCUUACUGGAUGGAUUCCAUCGCAUGAGAAGAGCACUGCCGCAUCUUUGUUUACAUCAGGCAAUCAAUUAGCUGGUGAGAGUCAGAAUGAUUAG